Molecule: messenger RNA, 1146 nt
Organism: Lycium barbarum (goji berry)
Lineage: Eukaryota; Viridiplantae; Streptophyta; Magnoliopsida; Solanales; Solanaceae
Exons: 2
Coding region: 1-1146 (381 amino acids)
Source: RefSeq, a predicted model, not a curated record
AUGAUCGCGAAUUUCUUCAAGCCUCAAGCUCCUUCAAAUACUAUUCCUAGCUCUCCUUUGCCAAGUUCUCAUUUGCCAAGUUCUUCGUCGCCUGUCAAUCUUUUCAAUGCAUCGGAUAAUGACAAAGUGUUGGCUGAUUUGGAUCUUAAAUCAGAUCCUGCUGAAAGAAAACAAAUGUCGAAAUUUUCUCCUAAUAUACGUGACCGAGUGAGGAGAUAUUACAUACUAAAGAAACCUUUCCAACCUGAAGAAUUUGAAUUUCCAAGUAGAGAUAUUGGAGGAGAAUUGCAUCGUUUUAAUCCCGAUUGGUUUAACGAUCCAUAUUCUCAAUGGUUAGAAUAUAGUGUUAAAAAAUAUGCAGCAUUUUGCUUAUGUUGUUACUUGUUUAAAAAUGAGCUUGGAGGAUAUGGAAGAAAAGUAAGUGAUGCUUUCACAACGAAAGAUUUGAUGAGUCAAGAACAAUCUAUUCUAACUUCAUUUGACAAGCCUUUUGAGAAAUUUAAAGGUGAUUAUCGGGUUCGCUUGAAUGCUUCGGUUGAUGUGAUAAGGUAUCUUUUAAAAGAAGGAAUGCCUUUCCGGGGUCACAAUGAGUGUGUAACUUCUACAAGAAGGAGUCAUUUUCUAGAUCUCUUAAAUUGGUAUGCCGAUAAGAAGGAAGAUGUGAAAAAUGUGGUACUAGAAAAAGCUCCAAAAAAUAACACCACGACUUUUCCCGAUAUCCAAAAAGACAUUGUGAAUUCUUGUGCAAAAGAAACAGUGAAUGCAAUUAUUGAAGACUUGAACGGAGAUUACUUUGGGAUAUUGGUUGAUGAGUCUAAGGAUGUUUCUCAUAAGGAACAAAUGGCUCUUGUCUUGAGAUAUGUAAACAAGGAGGGUAAAAUUAUUGAGCGUUUUCUUGGUCUUGUUCAUGUGAAAGAUACAUCUGCAAAGUCAUUGAAAGAAGCGAUCUAUUCUUUGCUUUUAGACCAUUCUUUGAGUCGAUCUCAAAUACGGGGACAAGGUUAUGAUGGAGCUAGUAACAUGCAAGGAGAAAUUAAUGGUCUUAAAACUCUGAUUCUGAAAGAUAAUUCUUCAGCAUAUUGCGUACAUUGCUUUGCUCAUCAAUUGCAAUUGACUCUUGUAGCCGUUGCAAAAAAAACAUCAUGA